AUGGAGUUCUGGGGUGUUGAGGUGAAAAGUGGAGAGCCCCUUAAAGUUUCGCCUGGUGAUGGGAUGAUCGUGCAUCUUUCUCAGGCUUGCAUUGGUGAGGUUAAAAAGGAAAAAGGAAAUGAAGCUGUCUGCUUGUUUGUGACUGUCGAUGGAAAGAGGCUUGUUCUUGGAACACUCUUUGCUGAGAAGUUGCCUCAGCAACAAUUUGACAUAGUGUUUGAUAGAGAUUUUGAGCUGUCGCACAACUUUAAAAGUGCAAAAGGAGAAUCAGACGAAUUUGACUCUGAGGAAGAAGAGGAUAACCCACUUCCAGUUGCUAAUAAUGACAAACCUGUGUCGAAGCCUAUGCAAGAAAAACCUGCGGAGGCUUCUAAUGCUAAUGCCGGCAAUGGUAAAGAGUCUGAUGGUGGUAAGCAAAAGGUGAAGAUUGUGGAGCCAAAGAAAGAUACAGAUGCUGAAGAGGAUGAGGAAAGCACUGAUGAAGACUUGAUGUCUGAUGAUGAUGACGAUGAAGACGACUCAGACUCUCAGGAUGGAGAUGAAUCUGAUGAGAGUGAUGAAGAGACACCAAAAAAGGACGAGCCUAACAAGAAGCGAGCUUCAGAAUCUGCUACCAAAACGCCAGUGCAAAGCAAAAAAGCAAAAGCAACCCCGCUGGGAAUAGGCGGCAAAAAGCCUGGUUUUCAUGUAGACACACCUCACCCAGCAAAACAGGCUGGGAAGACACCUGCUAACAAGCCAAAUCAGCAAACACCAAAACACGGUGGUUCACAUUCUUGCAAGAGCUGCAACAGGACGUUUGGUUCUGAGCAAGGCCUUGAAUCCCACACAAAAGCCAAGCAUGCUGGUGGAAAGUAA
Molecule: messenger RNA, 858 nt
Organism: Striga hermonthica
Lineage: Eukaryota; Viridiplantae; Streptophyta; Magnoliopsida; Lamiales; Orobanchaceae
Source: the annotation of a GenBank genome assembly